Anopheles bellator is the source of this 1125-nucleotide messenger RNA. RefSeq lists its product as uncharacterized. The record is from RefSeq and is a predicted model, not a curated record. Gene Ontology annotation, molecular function: chitin binding. Lineage: Eukaryota; Metazoa; Arthropoda; Insecta; Diptera; Culicidae. The transcript has 2 exons. Gene Ontology annotation, cellular component: extracellular region. The coding region runs from base 1 to 1125 and encodes 374 amino acids.
AUGAACGCUUUUCAGCCAUUGCUGGUGGUGGUGGCGGCGGUGGCGCUCUGCAGUGCCCAGCAGCAGUCGUUCCGGUACGAGGAUGGCAUUCCGGAUACGCGUUGCCCAGUGUACGACAACCCGAUGAACCCGGUUCACCUGGCGGUGGCGAGCGAUUGCUCCAAGUUCCAGAAGUGCUUCAAUGGGCGGGCCUUUACGAUCGCGUGUCCACCCGGACAGGAGUUUGGCGAGCAGAUUCAGCGCUGCGACUACCCGGUGUUUGCCAAGUGCCGCCAGGGCUACGCGCAGCCCGAGCCGGCCGAGUUCCGGUACGAGGCGGGCAGCACCGACGUGCGCUGUCCCCGGUUCGAUGACCCGUUCCAUCCGUCCCAUUUGGCGCACCCGACCGAUUGCCGCAAGUUCUACAAGUGUUUCGAUGGCCGUGCCUUCGAGCUCCAGUGUCCGGAGGGGCAAGAGUGGGGCGGCAAUCUGAACCGCUGCGACUAUCCGUUCCUGGCACGGUGCAGCGAAAGGCAAGCGGAAGAGCGGAGCGACUCUGCGGACGAAGGGCCGACCAGACCCGAGCAGAAGGAUCAAUUCGUGCGGCCGGCUAAGGCCGAGUUCAGCUACAGUGCGGGCGUCGUGGACGCUCGCUGCCCGACGUACGACGAUCCGUACCGGCCGAUCCAUCUGGCCCACCCGACCGACUGCCGCCGGUUUCAGAAGUGUUUCGAUGGCCGCGCCUACACGAUCGAGUGCCCGCCGGGCCAGGAGUUCGGGAUGCGCAUCAACCGCUGCGACUACCCACAGUUCGCCCAGUGCUCGCUGCAGAAAUCGCGCAAAGCGUUGCCCUACUACGAUGACUAUUAUUACGAGGACGAGGAGGACGGCAUUCCGCUCGAUUCGGUCGAGUGGACUCCGGAGCAGCGGGAGAUGGUGGCCGGCAUCGUCGACGAACGCUGCCCAGAGAAGGACGAUCCGAGCGAGCCGAUCCACUUCACGCACCCGCGGGACUGCGGCAAGUUCUACAAGUGCUUCUACGGUCGGGCGUUCCUGAUCCAGUGCCCGGUCGGCCAGCACUGGAGCGUGCGGUUCGAUCGGUGCGACUACCCGAAGGUGGCCAAGUGCACGAUCCGUGGUAGCUGA